This is a messenger RNA of Macrobrachium nipponense, 966 nucleotides long. RefSeq lists its product as uncharacterized. The record is from RefSeq and is a predicted model, not a curated record. Lineage: Eukaryota; Metazoa; Arthropoda; Malacostraca; Decapoda; Palaemonidae. The transcript has 3 exons. Bases 1 to 966 code for a protein of 321 amino acids.
AUGGCGUCCCUCGACGUGGAGUCCCUGUUUACCAACGUCCCCAUCGACAAGCAACCUCCAAACAUCCCGGAAGAAUCGCUUAAGACACUCCUAGACAUCUGUACGAAGAGAGCCCCCUUCACCUCCCACGGAGGACAGAUGUUUCGUCAGAAAGACGGCGUGGCAAUGGGGUCCCCCUUGGGCGUCCUCUUUGCCAACUUUUACAUGGAUACCAUUGAAGAGCGGGUUUUUUCGCAGCACCGAUGUCCCUGGACGUAUGCCAGAUACAUCGAUGACAUAUUUGUUCAAGCUGACUCCGAGGAAGAGGUUGAAGCCCUUCGCCAGCAGUUCCUGCGCAACAGCACCCUUAAUUUCACAAUUAAAUUUAGCAGCGAAGAUCGGCUCCCGUUCCUCGACGUCCUAAUUACGAUGACAACCCCGAAGAUGACCACCACCGUCUACACCAAAUCUACUAACUUGGGACUUUGCUUAAAUGGAGAGAGUGAGUGUCCUGCGAGGUUCAAGACCACCACCGUCAGGGCCUUCGUGAGGAGGGCCUUAACGCACUGUUCAGCGUGGCAGGACACCCACUUAGAACUGGACCGAGCCUCACAAAUGAUGAUUAACAACGGUUACUCCAUCAAGCUGAUCAACAGGGAGAUCAGAACAGCCUUAAACAAAUGGUACAUGGAGGACGGAGAGAAUAAAGAGAAUCCCCCCUCCGAGGAUAUACAAGAGCCUGAAGACAUUGCUAACCGGACAUUAGUGGUGACAGGUCUGGAUGAGUAUGUGUACAAUCACAGCUCAAAGGAGCUAAAAGAAGAAAUUGAAAGGUGUAACAACUACUGCAAAGUAAUAGAAGUGAUAAAGAAAAGACUUACAAAAUAUGCUCCAACUGUAGCAGCCAGGAGCACAGGUAUACAGACUGUCACUGUGCCAUACCAAAGUGCAUCAAUUGUAAUGGCAGCCAUCCAACAAUGGCAAUGA